UUGCCAGAACUAAAACAAAGGCCUAACCCAUCAAAGUCCAUGGUUCUGGCACAGUCUCUAACUGUACUAACUUUGCUUUUUAGCUUCUAUAGUUCUGCUUCUGGCUAAUUGUUAUUGUUAACUGAAGUAUGUCAACCCAGAACAUUUUUUUUCUGUUUAAAAGCUCACCCUGAGAAAGGCUUGGGAUAAACUGGGAUCUUGAAAACCCACUAGCUGACUGAUAAAGAUUUUCUAUUGACUUAAAUCUAGCUCCAAGCAGUCUUCUUGAGUGAAUACUCCACAACACAACCACUAACAGAAAUAUUUUACGUCUUGACCUCCAUGUAGAUUACAGGGGUGCAUGAAUUUGUGUUAAUUCAUUGAGUUAUGUGCUUCAAACAUAUGGAUUUUCUUCUUUGGAAAUUAUACCACACAUGAAAUAUGAAGGGUAAAGAAGGAAACUGUAAAAUAGGAAGCCACAUUUUCUAUAACGUCUAUGCUCACUUAUAUCUCUGGUUUAUUUUGAAUAUGUUCUUAUGGUAUGGGGUUCCUUGCCACCUUCACAGGCCUUUGGGAAGCAAGCAGGCAGUUCAGGUCAACGUGAUCUCAGUAUUAAGUGUUGGUUCAAACUUCUGGAGUCUGACUCUUAGUUUUAGACAUAUUUAAGCACAACAUAAUUUGGUGAACAUUGUUCUGGUGACAAUUAACUCUAUCACAUGUGAAGAACAAAGCAUACAUAAAUCUCCUUGAGGAACAAAGUAAGCUAAAUACAGGUCAGAUGUGACUAUAUCCAUAAAGAUAGAUUCUACGAGUUGACUGAGAAAAACAAAUUUAUGAUGAGAGUCUGAGGGGGGGUAUAUAGUGCUGGGAAAGUCACUACCCACAAAACUGAUAGAGCAUAGGUCACCAGGCUAAUGAGUAUUGCCUUUCCUAGACAUCUGGGAAGAUAAUGUAUUACAUUCCUUUCCUUGAAGUAACAACUCUGUGUGCUUAACAUUCCAGGUUCCCCUAGGGCUUAUAUGUGAGCACAAAGACCUUUGUACCUCUUAUACUGUGGGAGUUUCUCACAUACAUAUUUUGUAUGUAGGAAGAACCAAAAUAGUAUGUAUAUACAACAUUUAACAUAACCAGGUCACAGCCACAUUGAAAGUAAAAUACAGAAAGGAGAAGAAAUAGACUUACGUUUGCAGCAACAAAACCAAAAAAUCCCUACAACAGGUUAGGAACUGUAAACCAUCAUUAUCUAACCAUGGUUCCGUGUCUCAAAGAAUUCAGGGUGGCCAGGUUACCCUAAUUUUUGCACUUUUAUAGCAGGGCAUCUUUCUAUCCACUGUGGGUUUUUUCUUUUUAAACAUUAAUCAUUGUGCAUGGGCAUGCGCAUGCCACAGAUUGCAUGUGGAGGUCGAAGACAAAUUCUUAAAGUUGAUUCUCUUUCCACUUUUAUGUAGAGUCUGGGGAUAACACUCAGGUCAUCAAGCUUUGAGAAACACAUGCACAUGCUGAAAAAUCUUAACAACCAAGUAUGGGAGCCAAAAUUACAUUUUAAGUUUCAAUUACUAUGCUUAAGAGAUCCACCCAUGAAACAAAAAUGUCUGAUCUGUAAGCCUCUUGCUCAACAACAGAUAGUUCCUGAGAUUCUGGAGGCUGUUGUUUAUGGCAGAUAACAAGCCGCAUGUUUUUGACUCCCCUUAAAAAUUUUAUUUGAUCAAUCUGCACUGGAUGUGCUUGCUCACAUUGUGGGCAGGAGCCUCACAGGCAGGAAAUACGUUAGAAUGUAUGCUUACCCCUGACUGGGUUUAAGAUGGAGGUACAUCAGGAGGUAUGCAUGCCCUUGGUUGGACCUGCUGCAAACUUGAAUUAGGCCCAUCAUUUGGAAACCCAGAAAUGAACCUGGCCAGAGCCCAUCCACCUAGCCAGUGUUUAAUUAAAGCUUACUUCAAAUUUGGCUUUAAAUUGUGGUAGUGGUCUUACUCUCAAUCAGUGAGAUUAACACAGGGACAUGGGGAUUUCUUUUUAAACAGCUUCUUUGUUUUCUUUUUCACACACACCAAGACACACACAUGAAGUCAGAGGACAACUCUGUAGAGUCUAUUCAACUUUUCACCAUGUGAGUUCCUGAUUAUCAAAAUUUUAGGCAGGUGCUUUUAUCCACUCAGUCAUUUAAUCUGCCCAGGGUAUGUUUUUAAACAUUCGUUAUGGAUUUCAUAAAUGAUAGUAGCUAUUUGAUUUAUGACUUCGAAAAUAAAUUUCAUUUCUGCAAAGACUUAUCAACGUGUUAAAGAGAUACUGUACAGUACAUUCUUGUAUUUCAGAAUGUGUUCAUUGUUCCGAGUCUGCCAGCUAAGCCCUGGUAUCCAUGGAAACAUGAGAAUGUUUACAGUUAUUAUCUUUCUUAUGGUUGGAAGUCACUAACAUUUAGACUUAAUAGAAAAGAUAAAGAGGUACUUCCCUCUUCAUGUGAUGACCUCUAUGGUCAACAUUUCCUGCUGCUUUGUAGUGCGUUUAUAAUUCUGCCAUCUUCCAAAUGGAUAACUUCACCCAGGAAACAAUAAGAUUUAGUGAGGCGAAGGAAUGGAUCUUCAAACUGAUUGGCUUCCUUUGCAGUCUCUUAUCUUUGGUAUUUGGAGUAAUCCUUGUAAGCAGCCAAUACUGGCGCCUCUGGGAAUUCAACAACAAGUCCGUUCAGCUUGUGUACAUCGGACUCUGGGAAGCUUACUACAAUCAAGAGUUUAACAUCUCUAGCUCUGUGAUCAGGAUUCCGGUGCACAGCCCUGUCAACUCAAGCUGGACCAUUUCACCUGAAUUUCAGUAUGCGCAGAACCUGAUAUUACUGGCGACUUUGAUAAAACCUGUUGUCCUGGUUUUCAACUCAGUGAUCAUUAGACUCACCAUCAUCAAAGCCUCAGACCUUGAGAUUCAGAUGCUCUGCUACAAGUGCUGUGUCUACAUUCUUGUUCUCAGCAGCUUUUGCACGGUUCUUUCUGUCACCUGGAACCACGUAGUAGAUCUUUAUGGCGAAACCACCUUUGACUUUCCACCCAAUUUUCCUGUUAGGAAAGAAGACCUGAUAAAGAAACACCACACUCAUGUGUUCCCCAUAGGGGUCAUGACAACGAUUCUUUCACUCCUUGCUGUGAUUACGUUCCUCUUCGAGAUCAGGUCAUUGAAACUAGAGAGUAACCUCAAGGCCUUGAAUGCUUCCAAACAGGUGGAUCAAAUAGUCUGAAGUAUGAACUCUGGCAUUUCCAAUAUCAGCCAGGAGAAUCCUUGAAGAUAUUUCCCAUUUGCACACAAUAAUUAUGAGUCAUCAACUGGCUCCAAAUAAACCAUCAACCUGG
This is a messenger RNA of Mesocricetus auratus (golden hamster), 3317 nucleotides long. RefSeq lists its product as uncharacterized. Gene Ontology annotation, cellular component: plasma membrane; bicellular tight junction. Lineage: Eukaryota; Metazoa; Chordata; Mammalia; Rodentia; Cricetidae. Gene Ontology annotation, biological process: bicellular tight junction assembly; cell adhesion. Gene Ontology annotation, molecular function: structural molecule activity. The record is from RefSeq and is a predicted model, not a curated record. The coding region runs from base 2504 to 3205 and encodes 233 amino acids. The transcript is spliced from 3 exons.